AUGAUCCACUCACCGCCACCAAUGCCGUCACUGCGCCUGGUUACCUCAAUGCGCAACCCUCAUAUGCAGACGCUAUGCCAAGCGCAUUUUAUUGCCCUGCCGAGGGUUUGUACGCCGACGACUAUGACUGUCGUAUCUACUAUCGCUGCGAAGCGAAAACAAAUGACUACAUCAAAGCAUACGCAUUCGCAUGUAAAGUGGGCACCGUUUUCUCGCGCAAACUGCGCCUCUGUAUGCCACCCCAGUUGGCUGGCCGCGAGGAGUGCAACGAUUACAUGAACGAAAUUGAUACGGACAAUGGCGAUAAUGGUGAUGAUGGCCAACAACUGCCGCUACUGACAUAUGGUAUUGCCAAUAACGGUAAUGGCAUACAUGCGACCGCAAGCAAUACUGCCGCUGCCGAUGGCGCUGACGCUGACGCUGUCAAUGCCGCUGUAACGCGUGGUCAAUUGCAAAACUAUGGGCUGUCAGGUUUGGGCGGCGUUUCUGUUAUUUCCUUUUCCACAUCGGCGGCGCGUUCGGCGGAUGGCAGUAGGGCAGCGGACGAGCAAGGACCUCCUUGCGAAGAUGAUGGAUUUAUGAGCGAUCCAGACGAUUGCACAAUCUUCUAUCGGUGCAUUUCGAAUGGACGCAGUUUCAAUAAUNGUGGUGGUAAUCAAGAGGGUAGCAAUAACCAAUCGAAUGCGAAUAAUCAAUCUGGUUCAAGCAAUCAGUCGAAUUCUAACAAUCAGUCAGAAUCUAAUAACCAGUCAGGUAGCGAUAAUCAGUCUAGCUCAAGUAAUCAAUCUGGUUCAAGCAAUCAAUCCGGCUCGAGCAAUCAGUCAAGUUCUAACAAUCAAACAGGAUCUAAUAACGAGUCUGGUGCAAAUAACCAGUCUAGUUCAAAUAAUCAAUCCAGUUCAAGCAAUCAAUCCGGCUCAAGCAACCAAUCUGGUUCCAAUAAUCAAUCAAAUAACUCCAAUAAACCCGGCUCAGAUCCAGACUGUAAAAAUGACGAAACUUACAUCCCCGACGAAAAGGACUGCACAAAAUUCUAUCGUUGCAGAGAUAAUGGUAUCAGCGGCUUGGAGAAGGUGCCAUUCACCUGUGGGCCUGGUACAGUUUGGAAUCAGGAUGAGAAAGUCUGCGACAUUCCGACUAGCGAACAAAAGGAAAAAUGCAAAGCUGUGUUAAAUAUUGGGGGCUCCACCAACGCCACCAGCAAUAAUCAGCAGUCAAGCAACCAACAAUCCAGCAGCAAUCAACAAUCAGGCGGCGGUCAACAGACUUCCGGUAAUCAAACUACAUCAGGCAGCAGUCAACAAUCGUCGAAUAAUCAAAGCACGUCUGGUAGCAGCAAUCAGUCAUCGAAUAACAAUCAGAGCGCGUCUAGCGCUUCAGGCAGUCAGUCCAGCUCAUCUAACCAGUCCGGCACAAGCGGAGGUCAAUCAAGUUCUUCAAGCGGCAACCAAUCGAAUCAGCAACAAUCAGGCAAUGAACAACAGCAACAGUCAAACAACACAGCCACAACUCAGAAACCCUCCAAUCCGGAGGGCAUUUGCCAGGAUACCGAGACUUACCUAGCCGACAAGACAGAUUGUCGUCGAUUCUAUCGUUGUGUCGAUAACGGUAAUGGAGGUUUUGAUAAAAUACCAUUCGAUUGUGCACCAGGCACAGUGUGGGAUCCAGAUGUUUUAGGCUGCAACCAUCCAACCGAUGUACAAAAAGAACAAUGCAGUGUUAUGGCUAGUAGUGGCAGUGGUGCUGGUACGGAAUCGAGCCAACAAUCAUCGACUUCAAGCUCAAACCAACAGUCAUCAGGAGUCAAUCAAUCUGGCUCAAGUUCAAGUGGUUCAGGGCAACAGUCGUCUAGUAGUCAGCAGACUACGACAUCAAGUUCGGGCCAACAAACAACUGGCAGCAAUCAAUCCAGCUCAACCAGCAGUACAGGUUCUAGUCAGCAAUCAUCUAGUAAUAAUGAAUCAAGCACUUCCAAUCAAGAAUCUUCAAGCAGCACCAGCUCAAAUAGUACUCAGGAAAGUUCAACAAGUCAAAGUGGCAGCAGUAGCAGUACACAAGGAUCCAGUAGCAGUCAAAGUUCCGGUAGUAACCAGGGUUCCUCAACAACUCAGGGCUCCAGCACUAGUCAAGGCUCACAAACACAAGGCUCCUCUACAACGCAACAGGAAUCUUCAACAUCGUCAAGCGGCAACCAGCAAGGCAGCACAAACUCCACAACACAGGGAUCUGGCAGCUCGCAGUCGACAACCGCCAGCCCAGGAUCGACAAGCUCGCAAGGUACAACCACGCCAGCGCCUAUUCAAUCUAAGCCGUCCGGCAAUUGCGAUAGUAAAACACAAUUUUUGGGUGAUGAAAAAGAUUGUGCAAAGUUCUAUCGCUGCGUCGACAACGGCAAAGGGGGUUAUGAUAAGGUCGCUUUUUCAUGCGGACCCGGUACUGUUUGGGACAGCGCAAUAGCGGCCUGUAAUCAUCCGUGGGCGGUGAAGGAUAAAAAUUGUGGUAGUGGAGGUGCUACGCAAAAGCCUCAACCUACACAAGCGCCAGCAACCCAAUCACCGAGCACCCAACGUCCCACAACAAAUCGCCCUCAGCAGACAACAAAACCACCCACUCAAGUACAAAAACCCACCACCUCUCGUCCAACACAGACAACCACUACCAGUCGCCCAGGUGAUAGUACGCAAACACCCAUCGCACCACCACACACUGUAAGCACCCAACGUCCCAUACUCACUCAGGAUCUUUGUCGAGAGGAUGGUUUCAUUGGUGAUCCGAAAGACUGCACCGUGUUCUAUCGAUGCGUCAGCAACGGCCAAGGCGGAUUUACACAAUAUUCAUUUAAAUGUGGAGAUGGCACAGUUUGGGACAAUGAAUUGCAGACUUGCAAUCACGACUUAAAGAUGUGUAAUCCGAAUGCGGGCACCGGCAAACCAACUACUACUCCAGAACUAACAACUACAACCACGAGGCCUACGACGUCCUUGCCAACCACACAGGCGCAGUCUACUACUCAGACUCCGGGCCAUGAUUCUACAACGCAGUCAUUGCCGUCCANAUAUUCAUUUAAAUGUGGAGAUGGCACAGUUUGGGACAAUGAAUUGCAGACUUGCAAUCACGACUUAAAGAUGUGUAAUCCGAAUGCGGGCACCGGCAAACCAUCUACUACUCCAGAACUAACAACUACAACCACGAGGCCAACGACGUCCUUGCCAACCACACAGGCGCAGUCUACUACUCAGACUCCGGGCCAUGAUUCUACAACGCAGUCAUUACCGUCCUCGACUACAGAUGACGGCAAAUAUCCGGAGGGUUCAACAACACCAGCAACACCUACAACCUCAGCUACCUAUCCAACAACAAAACCAGAGUAUACCACAGCCUCUCCAAGGCCUACGAUUACAACCAGCCCAACAGAUUCUACCACGCAAUCCUCAUCAGAGUCUACUACAAGCGGCCAUGAUUCUACAACGCAGUCAUUACCGUCCUCGACUACAGAUGACGGCAAAUAUCCGGAGGGUUCAACAACACCAGCAACACCUACAACCUCAGCUACCUAUCCAACAACAAAACCAGAGUAUACCACAACCUCUCCAAGGCCUACGAUUACAACCAGCCCAACAGAUUCUACCACGCAAUCCUCAUCAGAGUCUACUACAAGCGGUGAUUAUGCAACGACCAUCGGUCCCAUACCAAAUCUGCCACCAGGUACCAAAUGCGAGGGUGAAGGUUUCAUGGCGGAUCCGAACAACUGUCGCAAAUUCUAUCGCUGUGUGAAUACUGCAGAUGGCUAUGUCCGGCAUGAAUUUACCUGCGCUAAAGGCACUGGGUGGAGUGAAGAGAAGCAGACUUGCGAUUACGCUGGCAACAUUGAUAGAUGUGCAGGUCAAACCGAGGAACCCGAGCCAGUUGAAACAACCACAAGUGGUAGUUACCAAACCACCACAUCUGGAUAUGAGAAGCCUACUACUACACAAUACCCAAGUACAACAACUAGUCAGCAAACUUCUACCGAAAGGCCAACAACAGCUAUACCUGAAACAUCCACACACGUGGCAACCACUACGAUUGCACCGAUACCAACAACCACAACGCCAGUGCCGACCACAACGACCACAUCAACAACCAGUCCGACGACAGAGGUGCCGACAACAUCUCAGCCAACAUCACCAAGACCCACAACAAUACCAACAACAGAAUCUACAACAACCGAGAGCGAUUCGACCACAACAUUGCAACCGACUUCAAACACGCCCGUACCAAACUUACCAGCAGGGCAAACAUGCGAAGGUGAAGGUUUUAUGGCUGAUCCUACAAACUGUCGUAAAUUCUACCGCUGUGUCCGAAAUGGCGACACCUAUAUCCGACACGAGUUCACUUGUGCCAAAGGUACUGGAUGGAGUGAGGAUAAGCAAACUUGUGAUUAUGCUGCAAACAUAGAGCGUUGUGGCGGCCAGACCGAAGAGCCCGAAACGUCUACAACAGCUACAGAGACGCCCUUUGAGAGUUCAACGACGACAAGACCCAGUGACUGGUCAACCACCACGCCACCCGCAUCUACCACACAAGCGCAAACGACAACUGUGCCGACGACAACGGUUCAAACUACUACUAUAGACUCGACAACACCACAAGAAAUUUCCACUACCACCGCUCCGACCACCACAAGUACACCACAGGGAACAACAACCACACAACUACCCAUAACUAGCACAACUAUUCAAGCAGAAACUACAGCGUAUCCAGUUACUUCGAAACCUGGAUAUAAACCCACACAAGCCACUUCAACAACAAGUAAACCUGCCACAGAAUACACCACAACACCGUCAUCAACCACUGAAGACUACCCUGGCACAACUGAAGAGCCUGUUAACUAUGUCUGCACUAGCGAAGGCUUCUUCGCAGACCCACAUGACUGCAACCGUUAUUAUCGCUGCGUUGACGCAAAGAAGAAUGGCAAGUAUCAAAUCUAUAGCUUCCGCUGCCCAGAGGGUACAGUUUGGGAUACGUCGUUGGAGACGUGCAAUUUCCCCGACAGUGUUUCGGGUAAUUGUUCGCAAACAGUUGUAACCACAACCGAGGGAUCUGCGACUGAGUCGGGAAAACCAUCGAAGCCAACGAAACCAACGAAACCGACCGAAAAGCCGACAACGGAGCAAACGAAUACUGAAACAACAACACAGCCGCCAAUUACAACUAUACAACCGACAACAGCUACACAACCGACAACAACUACACAGCAGGCGACAACUAUACAACCGACAACAACUACACAACAAGCGCCAACAACUACACAGCAGGCGACAACAACUCCAAUCACUACGACUACAACUACCGUCGCAACAACAACAACUACUCAACCUACCACUAUCCAAACAACUACAACUACGGAAUCAACAACGACUCUUCCUCCGGCAACGACAACUACCAAGCCAACUACUGCUCCAACAACAACGACUGAACAAUCAACUACCUCUUCUACACAAUCGUCCACAACCCCGCCAACAACAACAACUGCGCCCACAACAACAAUAACACCUGGUCCAGCAGCGAACGACUCCAAACCCUGUCCUCAAACAGGUGAAGGUCAAAAUCUGUUUGUCUGCCCGACAGGCUUCCGCCGAUAUCCGAAGAGCUGUGACUUAUUCUAUCAAUGCACCGAGAAAGCAGAAAGUUAUAAUCUAGCGAUAACAGUGUUUGAAUGUCCCAAAGGAACAGUGUAUGACGAGCGAAGGAAUCUGUGCGAUAAACCACCAAAGGGUGACAACUGUCUGGAGAAAGCGAUGACGCGUUCAGCAUUCUACGAGGAUCAAAUAAGGCGCCUAAAUAUGGUACAAAUACGUUCCAUUGGCGAGCCAAUGUGUCCCGGUGAAGGUCAUUUUGCGCUGAAUAAAGAUGAAUGCAGUCAGCUCUUCAUCAAAUGCGGCUACUCAGCGACGACGGAUCGUUUGGAAGGACAAGUCUUUCGUUGUCCGCAAGGAUUCGCCUACUGGGCGGUGAGUAGACGCUGCGAACGCGCUCAAAAGUUACUCAGCUGCACACCCGCUAAAUACGACACUGGCAGCGAUUUGCCAAUGGAAUGGUCGAACAUAGGAAAUAGGCGUAGAAGUUUAAAUAUUUAAAUACGCAUAAUUAUAUAAUUAUGAUUUGAUUACACAAUAUUUAUGGUUAUGUUUAUUUUUAAGCUAUAUACCACAUACACAUACGUAUGUAUUCCGAAUCGCAUCCGUGCAAAAUAUUCGAAUUGUUUGCGGCGCAUGCGCAACGUAUACACAAAAUAUGUACGGCAUGCGCCACAAAUGAUUCACGAAUAUUUUUUAUUAGUGAUUAAGUACAUAAAUAUUUUUAGUAUUUGUAAUUAUGGUACUGCGGGCAAGCCUUUUCACGGACAAUAAGUCUGAACUAAGUUAAGUCUGUUUUAGUUUAAUUUGAAAGUGCUUAGCAUUGGGUCAAACUCAUUUUGAAUGCGGUGUCGGUAUUUAUUAAAUUAAAAGAUAUAAAAUAUCAUAAACAUACAUACUUACUGGGCAAAUAUUACUCUUUAGGUAGAGAGUUAACAGCUCAGAGUUCAACUUCAAUUUAAUCAUUAAUUAGUUAUAGUAUAUGUAUGUAUGUGUAUGUCCUUAAUAAUUUAUUAAUAUUUUAAUGAUGCGUUAUAAGCGUUCCA
This is a messenger RNA of Rhagoletis zephyria (snowberry fruit fly), 6664 nucleotides long. Its product is annotated as mucin-5AC-like. Gene Ontology annotation, cellular component: extracellular region. The record is from RefSeq and is a predicted model, not a curated record. Lineage: Eukaryota; Metazoa; Arthropoda; Insecta; Diptera; Tephritidae. Gene Ontology annotation, molecular function: chitin binding.